UCCAGGAACUGCUCCACCUAACCCACGAGGACUCUAGUAUAUAAAGACCUCACCCCCCAGGGGCAAAGGUAUGCGAAAAAGGAUGGAUAACCUCUGCUCUCUAGCUCUUUCAUUCUCAGCUCGCUACUAAGUGAUGACUUAGCCAUCGGAGUGACCUCGCCAGGUAAACACCCCCGGGUUCUCUGAUCCAGUUCGUGCAGGUCCCUCAGUUCCCGCCGUCUAUAGAGAUGAGCAGAUCAUCUCCAGCAGGAAGUAGCGGGUUCAGUUCCCGUCACUUCACCUCCUGUAGGGAGCAGCCGGUUGCACUACGCUAGGGAGCUCCACUUCAGCCCCUGAGUCACAGGCCACUUGGGAACGACGAGAUGACGAGGUACUUAGCCAAAAAGUGAUACGUGACCGGAACCGGUUACAUCAACAAUCAUCUGAUAUAAACCAUCCAUGUGAUAGAUUAUAGGCCUUACACUUAUCAAAGUAGUGAAUUGAAACGUUUUUUUAUUAGUUUGAUUUUUUCCCUUUUAAGAUUUACAUUUGUCUUCUUUAUAUCAGAUGUCAUUUUUCUUGCCCUCUUUUUCCUGUUUCGGUUCCUUUAUGAUCUUUCAUCAAUGCAGAAAAGGAAAAGCAAGGAGGGGAAAAUCAACGCCAGAAACAGAAAUGCAUUUUGUCCAAUAUAGACGGCUAAAAAGUAAAAUAAACAAAGAAAAGCGAUCGAAUAUCGCUUUAUGUAGAAAACAAAUAGAUACUUUACUCCAAUUAAGAGAGAAUUUAAGAUCUAAAACGAAAAAGCAAAGAAUAUGAGUGAAAUAUAAGGAACCUUUGAGAGAGAAAAAACCCUAAGAAGGAGUAGUAGGAGAAGCUUCAGAACCUCCACUUUCGAGCCUGGGAAGUAACGAACUAUAGUGUAGAGCAUUAUAUAAGAUGCUGAAGCCAUAGAGUGAGAGAACCUAACCAAUUGUGUGAAUCCCGCCUGACGGACUUUGAAGUCCAAAGACUUAACGAAGAUGAAGAAGGGGAGAGCAGCGAGCUUUGCCUUUUGCCUUUUUGUUGCUCUGGAGAUGUCCGGUUUCUCAAUCUCAAGCGCCGAAGAAGCUCUCCCGCCAAAACUGAAGCAGGAAAAUUGCAAUUACACGGUGGCAAUCGAGACGACAUGCGCAAAGGGUGCGGAGACAUCAAACGUGGUGAGCCUAAGAUUUGGGGACAUCCAAUCCAACGACGUCCUGGUCCGCCAUCUGAACUCGAAGCACGUGAGAAGGGUGGACCCACUGUAUCCGGCGGUCCUGGACGAAGUACCCAGAAAACCAUUCGAAGCGUGCACGGUAGACGAGUUCCGAGUAACGGGCCCCUGCGUCCAGUCACCGAUUUGCUAUCUAUAUCUCAAGUCUGUUGGGGGCGACAGUUGGCGACCAGGUCUUGCACAAGUCCGUGUGUCAUCGGCUACACCAUCACAUCUCUCCUCAGAUUAUUUCUACUUCCGUCGGUACCUCCCUAAGCACGUGUGGCAUGGAUUUGACACGUGCGACAAAGAAGUUACCCCCUUUGGGAUCAAAUAUCAUAGGAAGGUGUUUGGUGUUGGUGAUAAGAAGCACGCUUGACUUCACACUUAACAGUUUCUUAUACUUUCUUUAUGAUAUUGAUAUGUAAUUAAUUACUCUCUUUAUCAUUCCGAUAAAUUUUGGCAACUUCUAUGAUGCCGGAAAUAUAUCAUACCAAUCAGAUCACGCAAA
Nelumbo nucifera (sacred lotus) is the source of this 1721-nucleotide messenger RNA. NCBI's taxonomy places the organism in Eukaryota, Viridiplantae, Streptophyta, Magnoliopsida, Proteales, Nelumbonaceae. The record is from RefSeq and is a predicted model, not a curated record.